Solanum dulcamara is the source of this 1810-nucleotide messenger RNA. RefSeq names its product la-related protein 6B. The record is from RefSeq and is a predicted model, not a curated record. Gene Ontology annotation, biological process: RNA processing. The transcript is spliced from 10 exons. The coding region runs from base 138 to 1544 and encodes 468 amino acids. Gene Ontology annotation, molecular function: mRNA binding. Lineage: Eukaryota; Viridiplantae; Streptophyta; Magnoliopsida; Solanales; Solanaceae. Gene Ontology annotation, cellular component: nucleus.
AAUUGAGAAUACAAUCAUAAAGAACAUUGAAUACUUGUCUACUUGCUUCAGCCCAGAAAUACUCUUCCUUUGUUUUGUCUAUGAAGAACAAAUAGAACAAAAUUCCUCCUCUAAACCCUAGAAGAUUUUGAUCUAUUAUGGCUAUGGAAGAAUCGGUAAUUGCCGUUGAUUUACUCCCGGAUUCUUCACCGUCUGAUCACACCGACUCUUCUUCUUCUUCACCGUUUGAUCUGACUUCUUCCACCAGACUAAACGCGUUGGCGCCGGCAUUCGUUCCACGGAGCUCAUCGACUUCGUCUUUGUCAUCGUCGUCGCCGUCGAUUUCUCCUUCACCGUCACUGACUGAUUUGAAUCAGGCUGGUUUUCAUCCGGUUCGGAACCAUUUUGUAUAUGCUCCUCAGUUACCGGUUCAAUAUCCAUCACCGUUUUAUGGAGGUGGUGCACAAGAGGUUGUUGCUAGUGCAGCUGAUUUAGAUCAUGCUAGUGUUAGUAAACAUGGAGGGUUAACUGAUGAAGCUACUCAAAAGAUUGUUAAUCAAGUCGAGUUCUAUUUCAGUGAUUUAAAUUUGGCAACAACUGAUCAUUUAAUCAAACAUAUGCUCAAGGAUCAGGAAGGAUAUGUACCAAUAUCUGUGGUUGCGUUGUUCAAGAAGAUUAAAGCUCUUGUACGUAGUCAUGCACAGCUUGCUCAAGUUCUGCGGAUCUCUACAAAGCUUGUAGUUAGUGAAGAUGGAAUGAAGGUUAAACGCAAAAUUCCUUUGACCGAAACCGACUUGGAAGAGUUGCAAUCUCGAAUAGUGAUUGCUGAAAAUUUGCCCGAGGAUCACUGCCAUCAGAAUCUCAUGAAGAUUUUCUCAGCAGUUGGAAGCGUUAAAAUGAUACGCACUUGCUUACCUCAGUCUUCCAAUGGUGGGGCAUCUUCAGGAUCUAGAACAACAAAGUCAGACAGUAUGCUUCACAGCAACAAGUUACACACAUUUGUGGAAUACGAAACCGUCGAAUUGGCCGAGAGGGCGGUUGUAGAAUUAAAUGAUGACAACUGGAGAAAUGCUCUGAAAGUCCGGUCACUUCUUAGAAGCACAGAAAAAUCUGGUCAAGCUCAAGGGAAAAAAGCUGGUCAUGAAAGUGAACACAAUUUCAAGGGGGAUGAUGGUUUUACAUUAGAGGUCAACGAGAAGCUUAAUGAAGAGUCACGCCACCAUAUUGAUGCUAAAUCCAAUGAGCUUGCAGAGGAGCAUGGCAGUGAUGGGCAGAAGCGUGAUCAUGUUCGUGGUCGUGGUCGGGGUAAGGGACAGGGUCGGAGACGUGGACGUCCCCAGUUCCAUCAAAAUAAUCGUGGAGUUCACUUAGGAGCUCCUAUAUCAAACUUAAAUCGUGGAAGCAAUGUGGGAAAUGCCCCCUCAAAUAUCAAUCGUGUUGGUCUAGGGCAGCAUAAUUUUGAGCAGUCAGCAGCAGCCAAGCAAUCUUCUGUACCUCGUAUGCCGGAUGGCACUAAGGGAUUCUCCAUGGGUCGAGGCAAAUCAAUGGCUAUUAUAACCACAUGAUAACUUCCUACUUUCUUGAAAUUGGCGUGGAUGAGAGGAUAAUGUCGUGUUCGCAUGAUGAUGGCAAGCUGGUACUAUGGUUGAUUUGGCCUUUUUGAGUUUAUAAGUUCAUAUCUAUUUUGUGUUUUUUACUAAAUCAAAUGAACCUUGCAAGAAAGCUGUGUUUUUGUUGUGUAUUCUUCACCAGAGAUCCUUGGAUGUAAAAAUGAAACAGUACAGGAUUAACAAAAAGCUUAUAUAUAUAGAAAUAGUUGAGAAUUAUACAA